Pieris macdunnoughi is the source of this 2319-nucleotide messenger RNA. Lineage: Eukaryota; Metazoa; Arthropoda; Insecta; Lepidoptera; Pieridae. The record is from the annotation of a GenBank genome assembly.
AUGGCAGAAGCACAUUCAGCUGUAGCAUUUUCUUUUGCUAUUACCCAUGAUGGUUUGGAUGUUAACUUUGACCGUGAAGUUCUCUAUCUAGUAUGGGAGUCUGGCUUACGCUCCUGGAAGAAACGACUAGCUCGCUUCAGAAACAGCAUUCACAAUGGCGUAUACCCAGGACACCUACAGUCCUUAUAUGUGCUAUGGACACUGCUUGUGGCUGCACACUUUGGUGGAUUUAAUAUUCCAUUUGAUCUAGUACAAAAAGCUACCUCAAUCCUACCAGGGGAUUCUACAAUGUGGCAAGUAAUUGCUUGUCUUUUAGCAGCUCUUACAAUGUGGCUUACUGUCAUCUUUAUGAUGAGGUACAUCCUAAAGCUGCUUUUAAUGUACAAGGGAUGGAUGUACGAGUCCCGUGCCCCUGGCUCAAGAAUAUCUGUUAAGACAAUGAUCUGGGUGAGCGUAGUAAAAGUGCUGUCUGGUUGGAACAAGCCACGCCUUUAUAGUUUUCAAGGAUCUCUUCCACGACUGCCUUUACCAUCUGUUCAAGAUACAAUGAAUAGGUAUCUACUGAGUGUACGGCCACUUCUCGACGAUGAAAACUAUAAAAGAGUGGAGCUUCUUUCAAAGGAUUUCGAAGAAACAAUUGCUGUAAAACUUCAGAGAUAUUUAGUGCUGAAGUCCUGGUGGUCCAGCAACUAUGUAUCAGACUGGUGGGAGGAGUAUGUUUACCUGCGAGGUCGCUCACCUCUCAUGGUCAACUCAAACUUCUAUGGAACUGAUACAUUAAUGCGUCCCACUUCCAUUCAGGCGGCCAGGGCUGGAACAAUUGUUCACUUCGUUCUGAAGUUCCGCAGGCUUAUUGAGAGACAAGAAUUGGAACCGAUAAUGCUUCAAAACAUGGUUCCAUUAUGUUCCUGGCAGUACGAAAGACUAUUUAACACAGUACGUGUCCCAGGGAUAGAGACAGAUAAAUUAGUUCACUAUCAGGACUCCGCGCAUAUCACCGUUUACCACAAAGGGAAAUACUUCAAAGUUGUCGUAUACUCAAGGGGUAGAUUGCUCAAUCCAGCAGAAAUUCAAAUUCAAAUCCAACAUAUAUUAGAGGAUAAAACGGAGCCAUGUAUCGGUGAAGAGCGGGUAGCAGCCUUAACCGCUGGUGAGCGUUCCCACUGGGCUCAUAUCCGACAGACAAACUUCAAUCGUGGCCAUAAUAGGACCUCUCUUCAUUGUAUUGAAAGAGCUGCUUUUAAUGUUUGCUUAGAUGACAAGGAAUAUGGAUUCAACGAAGACGACCCUUCAACAUUGGAUGACUAUGGCCACACGUUAUUACACGGAAAAGGCCACGACCGUUGGUUCGACAAGUCCUUCAAUCUUUGCUUCAGUACUAGUGGAGCAGUCGGUUUCAAUACUGAGCAUACUUGGGCGGAUGCGCCGGUCAUGGGUCACCUUUGGGAGUACGUUAUUCUAACUGAGCUCACAUAUGGAUAUUUACAAGAUGGUAACGCACGUGGUACAGUCGAGGCACCACCGCCUACCCCUGUACGCUUACAAUGGGAUCUUAAUAAUGAAGAAUUGCUUCAAAACAUAGAUAUAUCGUACAACGUAGCCCAGAAGUUACUCAAUGAUGUCGACCUAAAGAUACUACACUUUACUAAAUACGGAAAAGGUUUCAUGAAAGGCCUCCGAGUGUCCCCGGACGCCUUCAUACAAAUGGUGCUGCAAUUGGCUUAUCACCGUGACGCCGGACAUUUUUGUUUGACAUACGAGGCCUCCAUGACUCGCUUGUUUCGUGAGGGUCGCACUGAAACGGUCAGGUCGUGUACUAUUGAGAGCUGCAAAUGGGUGAAGUCAAUGGAAGAUCCCAAGGCUUCGGUCACAGAACGGCUGGAGUUGUUCUUGGCAGCGAGUGAGAGGCACAAAAUUGGAUGUCAGGAUGCGAUGACGGGCCACGGCAUCGACCGUCAUUUGUUCUGUCUCUACGUUGUCUCGAAGUACUUGGAAUUGGACUCGCCGUUUCUGCAAGAAGUGUUUAAUGAACCGUGGAGGCUCUCUACCAGUCAGACACCUUAUGGUCAAACAAGCCUUUUGGACCUAAAGAAGUACCCCAAGUGUGUAGGCGCAGGUGGUGGUUUCGGCCCAGUAGCCGAUGACGGAUAUGGUGUCUCCUACAUCAUUGUAGGCGAAGACAUGCUUUUCUUCCACGUGUCAAGCAAAAAGAGCUGCCCUGUUACGAGCUCCAGCAACUUCGUGACACAAAUUGAGAGAUCACUCGUCGAUGUCCAAGAAUUGUUCUACGAGUACCAGAAAAUAAAAAAUGUUAAGUAA